Molecule: messenger RNA, 462 nt
Organism: Parnassius apollo (apollo)
Lineage: Eukaryota; Metazoa; Arthropoda; Insecta; Lepidoptera; Papilionidae
Source: the annotation of a GenBank genome assembly
AUGAUGAAUAAGGAAGAAGAACGUAUUAUGAGACUUUUCGAAAAAGCGUCGACGGGAAGCUCGAUACCAGAUCCAUUCAGUGUUAGUGAUGAUGGUCAGUAUGGAUCUGAUGGAGACUAUAAUCCUUGUAAUGAUGAAACUCAUUAUGAUGAGUAUCUAGAUGUGACACUUACUGAAGAUGUUCCACGUAGUCAUGAUGAUUCUAUUACUUCAUGUGAAUCUGUGCAAUCGGAAUCAAUACUCCAGACUAAUACUACCCAACCGGUCGAAGAGCAACAGGAGCCUGAUUGUAGCUCAAAUAUAACAAUGCAAGACCCAGAACCAGGACCAAACAAUAUAUCGGAGAGGCAUAACAGGCCCAUUACACCACCUGCUACUGUAAAUUGGGAACACACAACAUUAGAUAUCCCACAAUUCAAUUUUGAUUCUACAUCAACAGGCGUCCAGUUUCAUAUUGAUUAA